GCUUUUUUUUCUCCACUACUGUGUGCUCUUCAAUGAAUAGUGAUUGCGCACACGACUGCGGUAGCUGCUGACGUAGUUAUCGGAAUCAGAUUCCAGAUGGAGAAUCUCGGUCUCGCUAUUGUCCUGAUCCGUGUUCUCAAGUGUGUGGACAGAAUUGUUACGUAAUUGUAUGUGUACACGAACCCGACGCUCUCAGCUGUAGUCUGACUGACUGAUGUUGUGAUCUCUAUAAUUACAGAAGUAUUAAAUACCGUGGAACACCUCAUAUCAAAACAUCGGAGCAAACGUACCCCAGAAACGAAUGCUACGCAUUCACGGUAGACACUCGACGCUAAAUUCGAGAAAUUGAAAAUCAAGAUGAUCCGGGUGGAGAACUUCCGCCCGCUAUGGAAAUAACGAACAGCUGUAGCGAAAGUAUAGUGACGUCAGUGAGUCAACAGCAUACCAAACCUAGCACAAAUCCAACAGAGAGUCCUGUUCAUCCGCAGUCAUCCAGACAAACUACUACAACCAGUGUUUCAUCGGUCAACGCAAACUUCUCAGAUCUAAAGUACCUGCAUAAGAAAUUCAAACGAAUCGCCAGUGCCACUUUGUGCAACGACAGUGGCAGUGAAUCGAACCAGGGUACGUCAGCAGCACCUGCCAACAGGAUAACUGCGACAACGCCAGUGGUAGCAGCAUCAAGUAUAAUCGGAUCGCACGACCUGAGUGGCGCGGAGCCCUUCCAGCAACAACAACAACGGCUACAACAAAACCAAACGACUGCAGCAGCAUGUGCCAAGGAGGCGGAUUUAGUUAACUCAUACGAUCCAACCGUCGUAUGUAUGCGAGCAGAACGGCCAAUCCAAACCAAUGAGAACUACGGUCGCCUCCAAUUAACCUCUUUGACUACUAACGAACUACACAGUAACGGUGCUUCCUUAAGUUGCGCUAACAACAUUAGCGGCAGUAAUAGUUUUAUCAGCUACACCCCGAGAGAGGGUGAAGAAUCGAAACCAUACUUUCCCAGUGUAAAUAACAACAGUGCUAUCAAUAUUAGCUGUGAUUUAAACGAGACGAACCAAUGCACUCUAAUCAGCAGUAGUAGCAGUGGCAGCAGCAACAAUUGUGUCCUAUCAGUAGCAGCAGCCACAGCAGCAGCGACGGCAACCGUCGCCGAAUCGAUCCAGGCCAGUAGUUGUGCGUAUGAGAGCAGUUCACCAACAGCAAGUGCAGGUCAUUUGAACUACGGUGCUCAGUACGACAAUUUGCCGCUCGGCGGCGGGUCCACCAGUCUGAUCAACGCCACCACGACGGCCACACCUGGCCGCUAUGUGUGUCCCUUCUGUCAGAUGAACUGCAGCAAACCGUCGGUGCUGCAGAAGCACAUCCGACGCCACACCAACGAGCGCCCGUUCCGGUGCGACCCGUGCGGAAUUGCAUUUAAAACCAAGAGCAACCUGUACAAGCAUUGCCGAUCACGAGCUCACGCGUCGAAAAGUCGAGGUGAGGACAUUGGCCCACAGCUAGACGAAGACGGUUCCUUUGGUGGGUCCGAUAUAGACGAUAAAGAUUUGAGCAACAGUGGCUCAGAAAUGAUCAACCGAGGCUCUCCGUUGGAAGACCGGGUGAAUUCACCCCAGCUGCUGGUGGAAAAACCCUACAAACCCAAGUUCCAUAACGCUGCAUUGUACACAAAAUUCGACGCGAAACUGGCUAACAAGUUCCCUGUAUCAACGGCCAAUAUCAGCGGUGUUGCGAGUUUAAAUUCCGCUCCAACAACGCCUCACUAUUUGAAUGGCCAAAACGUAGAAUCCCUUGAGCAGCACAUUUCGAAACUGAUUUCAGACAACGAAGCCAUCGUUGAGGUGGUGGAACCACCGUUGCAGAAAAAGUAUCAUAAGAUUACCGGUAUUACGCGCGGCAUUUCAGUCAGCAGUAGUUCGAGUUCUCCCCACGUCGGUCAAGAACUUAGUGCCGCAGGCAGCAGUAGCAGUAGUAACAGUUCCAAACUGGCUAGCGCUCUGAUGCAGAAGCGAAACAGUGAAGAGUAUCAGCUGCGAGCUCAAACCCCGCAACCGAACGCAAGCGUAUUGCCAAGUGAAGCAAAUGUGAUAUCUGUUUCUAGCAAGUCUAGCAAAAUUAUUGUUGCCAACGUACAGCAGAACCAAGUUCCUUACAUGCAAAAUCAGUUGGUUAUGAAACCAUUUCCGUCGGCGGCUGAGCCGCUUCUUCAAACGCAUUAUCUGCCAUUGAAUUUGAGCAAACCGGACCUGUCCGAGCCGGCGGAGUUUGAACGCCACAGAAAACGAAGCAAUGAGUCAUUGUACAGCCAGGAGCUUACAUCUUCAUCCAUGGAUCAGUACCAAACCCCACCUCAGACCGCACAACCCCAGCAGCAGGUAUCCCCCCAAGUACAACAACAACUGGUUCAGCCCUUGCCAUUAAUCUCGUCAACAAAUCCGACGCCUCAGUCCCAGCAACCGCAACACACCCUGCCAUCAGUUGCCGUGAGUAAACAUCCGCAAAAUCCGGAACGAUCGAUCAUCAAAGAUCUCCUGCUUAAUUCACGCGGAUUCGGAGUGGUUCAAAACCCGGAAAAUGAGAACAUCGAAAACCUCUUCACGUGCAAAUCGUGCAACAUAAGUUUUCGAGACGCGGAGAUUCUCAAAUAUCACACCAUUUGCUACUGCCAAGGAAACAGCAGCAACCUGAACAGCCCCUCUAGUGCUCCCAUCAGCCCCGUCGGAUCACCGUCGUCCCAUUUCAUGCGUUCCCGGUCCGCCAGUGAUCGGUACAAUCCGACCAGCUUGAAGCAUCUCGCCCGAGUAUCACUGAAUCCGCCACCGAAAAACCCAUCGACGCUAUCGAAGCUCGCAAAGUCGCAACUCAAACUGCCGAAAGCUCGACCGGAUAACAUUUCGAUGCCACCCAAAGAGAACAGCUCUAGCAGCACGAUGAGUACGGCCAGCGGGUCAUCGAUGCUGCUGCAAACCGCCGAAGGUUCUCAGCUUAGUUGUGCUCCCGCCGUGGUACGAAUCAUCGAUGUGGUACAGAAUCCAUUGCCUUCGCCCGGACCCCUGCUUGGGAACACACGGCUUGUUGAUUUUCAAAGUAACACUUCGGAGAACUACAGCCGGCCGAACACUGCCGAGCCGGACGUUGUGGUGUCGCAUGUCACUUCCAAUGAAAAUCCACCUAUGCGUAAGCGAUCGAUAAUAAUGACAGACAAUCAUUCCGUCGAUUCGUCCGUGUCUGCGAGGCACUCUCAACAUCGCACUUUGCAGAUGUUUGGCGGAAAUAUGGAAGUGGUUGAUCGUAACGAAGUGAUGAAUCACCGGUAUACAUCGGGUGGAUCUUUUACUCAGUUUUCUCCGGACGAGGAUAGUGAGAUGCGUGAAAUGGCGGGAAUUGGAAAUCGUAACACCAUGCACUCUGGUGGAAGCUUCCAGCAGAUAUCAAAAUCCAACCACAACAUAUCUCCGCUUCCAGUGAAUCCGGCGACGCCAAAGUUAGUGGUUACGAUCACGCCUACUCUUACUCCCGCAUUGACGACAUCAAAUUUCUUCUCCAAUCAUCAGCAUUCUCUUUCGGGCAAUAGCAACAACGAGCAGCAACCGAUCACUCACUUUCAUUUCCCACCAAUUCAUCCAAUUAAUGCCUACAAUCCACUAACACUGCCCCAGGUGUCACCGGGUCAAGCUUCGCAGAUCAUGCACGCAGGUAAAUUGAUACCAUUCGUGCAGGGAAUUCCCGGGCCGAAUACCAUCGUGGUUCCAAAUGGAAUGCAGCCGAGAAGUAGUCCUCGUAUCGCAGCCAGCCCUAGCCAGAUCUUGCAAUCGAUCUCGCUUCCGAGCGGUAAUCACAUUGGCGCUGCGGUGAAGAUGCAAUCGGCUUCCCUGCUGUCGGUGGUCAAACCCGUGAGUGUAAUUUCGUCGCUGGAUCAGCGAAGCGAAUCCGAGGAUGGCUAUCGAAGCAAAAAGGCCUUCAUCGUCGUGCCACCGGGCAAAAAUGGACUGACCAAAGAAAUUUGGUCCCCAGCCAAACAAGAACCCUUCAGCGUUGUUCCAAAGAAAAGCUUUAAUUUCACCCGAAUAGCUGACAAUAUUAGCCCGAGGAAGAAGGAGAACAUUGUUGAUCCCGCCAAGAAAGAGGAAAUAAGAUAUUUCAAUUUUGAAAAUCUCAUUUCCAAAUCUGAAAUUCUUAUCAAGACACCUUCAACACCGGAAUGUAAACCGGAGCCAAUGGAUACUAAACCGCUGGAGGGUGGUCAACCCCAACCAAUUUCCAUGAAGGCCAAGUUUUUGCGGCCCAACUCACUGCCACUAAAGCCGGGAACCUUCACUCCGAAGAAGCAUCAUGGAAUCACUCCCACCCACAACACAAUGCCGCUGAUAUCGCCGGAAACUCCGAGACAGUCCAAGUCCUGUCGAGAGCUGUAUUUCAACGGGCAUGCGUACACCAACAUCGGUCUCAAAUCCAGCACCAAGCCAUUCUACUGUACGGUCAACAAGACGCAACCUUUCUACGUUCAGACGCAGAAGCAACUUUCGAUGUACAGUAACUGGCAGGUGCAUCCCGAGAACGAUCCCCACCCGCUGGGACUGAAACCUAUAACCGUCAUGUCGUUGUACGACAGCAGCCAACAGCGUGAUCACCGGUAUUCAAUUGCAGCGGCCCAACAUCUCUCGCUCAAGGUGGUCAAUUCGAGCUCAUCGAGCAGUGCCAUUAUGACUACCGGCGAGGUUAAAAGCAAUUUCCCAACAUUUUCCGUUCCCCCAACCCACUCACCGGGCAGCAACAGCAGUAGUGUGCAGCACAUACUCAAGCAAGCGCCUCUUUCGUCCACUCAGGGUUAUAUCACCUUUGGUUACCACGAUAAGUGUGCCUCCAACGACAGUAUGCCACCGCGGAGCGAGUCUACCGAGCGGACGCUUUCGGGGGGCUUCGAAAGCACCGAGGAGUACACCUACGUGCGGGGACGCGGCCGUGGAAAGUACGUCUGCAAGGAGUGCGGUAUUCGGUGCAAGAAACCUUCCAUGCUGAAGAAACACAUCCGGACCCACACCGAUGUGCGACCGUACUCGUGUCAGCAUUGCAGUUUUCAUUUCAAGACGAAGGGCAAUUUGACGAAGCACAUGAAGUCGAAGAGUCACUUCAAGAAGUGCACCGAGCUCGGGUUGAACCCGAUACCGACCAGUGUGGAUGAUGAUGGCGGCGAUAUCGACAUCGAGGGCGAUCAACAGUCAAUUUCUAGUGAGAGAACUUCAACGAUUCCCGGUGACUCGGAUACGGGCUCCGACAGCGAGGGAGAGGAUAGCGAUGACAGUGAUGAAUCAAAGAGCCGCCUACCGGAACAUGAAGCAGCCCACUGUCUACUGUCUCUGUCGAUGACUCCUCCAACCGGGUCCCAGAUGCCAAAAUCCAGCUAUCCCAGCCCGGUGGCGGCCUACGGAGGCAACCAUCAGUUCGAACGCGUUGGACCCCUGAGCUACGGCUCCAAUCCCAGCAUUUCUCCCGGUCCCCCGGCGAUGAUGCAGCAGCCCAAGCAGCAGCAUCAGCUAGUUCAACCCCCCAUGGACGCCACCGCCGCGAGUCAACCAAACCGAAGAAUUAUCACCUUCGGCAACACACCAAAAGUCGAGUUCAAUCUGCUCAAACACGAACAGUACUACUCUGAUCCAAAUCUGAGCAAGAAGAAGCGAGAACUGAGUCAUUCUUCCCCCUACGAUGACGACGGAGCGAUGCCGAUUGAUUUGACGAAAAAACCGAAGGAUUUUUCACUCGAAGAACCGAUCUACCACCAACUCACCAAGUCGUCGAAUGUUAUAAUGCAACCGCAUCAGCUGCAGCAGCAGCACGCGGUAGCUGAGUUCUCCCCGUCAUCGAACAGAUCCCAGGUUAUCGUUCGGGUUUCCGACGUGGUCACCCCCAUCACGGGGACGGCGAACCUUCUGACGACCCUAGUCUCCAACACGGAUAAAAUCCCGCUGGCGAACAAUUUGAUCACAAACGGGAAGGAGCUCGCGGACGACAAUGUCUACUUCCAGGAGUACAUCAAACAGCGUGCCCUACAGGACAGCAAAAUGAAGCAGAGCCAGAUGAAGAGCAUCAACAAUAACAAUCAGUACGAAUCGGGUGUUGUCACGCUUCCGAAUGCUCCCAUUAUGGGAUCGCUGGGAUCGGUACAGGUGGAGCUUGCUCCCAGUGGGAAAUCCAAUGAUCACCCAAUUCCAAUCGUGACAGCAUCUUCUAAGGUGCUCCAAGAGAAAACCUAUCGGAUAUUCAACGGCAAGAAUGAGUUGUAUCCGAAGACGGCGGUCGUUGUUGAACCGGUCGAAAUAUUGCCAGUCGUAAAGGAGCUCCCCAAUGCAGCUAAACCGAGCGUCUAUCCACCACAGGAAAUUGCAGCAGCAGCUGCAGCAGAAUCAUCCGUUACAGAAAUACCAGAACCAAAUGCCUCGCGAAUGGAUACGCUAGCAGAGGUAGCAGCCGGAAGCCUUAAGUUGGAUGCCGUCGGUCCGGUGCGAUCCAGAAGCAACAGCAGAUCGAGUGAGCAGUUGAAGCCUACGAUAAUAGCCGUAGUGGGGAAGGAAAGUGCGAAGAGUGUCGCUUCCGAGUAUCUGAAACUUACAAAAUCUGUUACGCUGCGGAAGCGAGAGGACAGCGAAAGUGGAACCGCUUCCGAUCAAGAGCCACUGGUGGAGAACAAGCUGAUUCCCACUCCAAUCGUGGCUCCGAUUGUAGCCCCGGUAGUUUUAGUGCCACCAACGACCAACACGGCCACACCGGGUGGUGAGUUGGGAGCGAUUGUAGCCCGUACCGUUGUGGUUGGGGAGGAUGGUUUCAAAACGACGCCAUCCAACGAAUUCUCGCUCAGCCACUUCCAGGAGGACGGUGGUCGACCCGUUUGCGAAGUGUGCCACAAGAAGUUCCACAAAAUAUCUCAACUGAAGAUUCAUAUGAACAUUCACUACAUGGAGCGAAAGUUUCGCUGCGAACCCUGCGGGACAAGCUUCCGGUCGCAGGGUCUGUUCCAGAAACACGAAAGAUCUGCCACCCACCGGAAUAAGGUAUCGAUGACAACCACGUUCGGUAUCGCAACCGAUUCGAAUCCUCGUCCGUUCUAUUGCCGGGACUGUGAUGUCGGAUUCCGAAUCCACGGUCAUCUGGCGAAGCAUUUGCGAUCGAAAAUGCACGUACUGAAGCUGGAAUGCCUGGGGAAACUGCCCUUCGGGACGUACACCGAGAUCGAACGAUCCGGGACAAAUCUAACCGAAAUCGAUACGACGGAUUGCGAAAAUUCGCUUUCCAGCCUAAAGCGGUUGGCGGUUCGAUUGAAUGUGAAGGAUCCGGCCAACGUUCUGCCGCUGGGAUCCUCCGGAUGUGUCACAUCGUCGGAGGCGCCUCUAGGCGGAAACGAGACCGACAGCUGUGACGAUAAUCAGUUCGAGAAUGACAACGAAUCGACGGUCGAUGACAGUCCCAGCUCGAAUGGUCCGAGUAAUCGAGAGGACGGUGAUGAGGACAAUGAGGGGGGUGGUGAUCUUGGAGGGAAUAUCCACCACAGUAGUAGUAGUACUACCGAAUCUAGUGCUUCUACCGAACCACCGCCACAAACCGCCAACAAUAACAACAACAACAAUAAUCCUAACACGAUGAAGCGUAAACCUGAUGACAGCAGUACAACAACAACAACAACAAGCAACGAUUGUGGUGGUGGUGAGGCCAAACGGCCGAGAUUUCCAGCUGCUCCCGAAUCAGCCAUUAUUAACAGUUCCUCAGCUCAAGCAAAUUUUGUCGCCGCCGCUGAAGCCAGCGCAGUCGGGGAAGCAUAGCGAGCGCAGUAUUUGGUUUGAACUGAGAACACGCGGGUGUGCCAAUUUUUUACUGUGUACCACUCUGAUGAGAAAGGGGUGGCUAUUAUUGGAUAAUAUGGUUAAAAAGUGCCAACUUUUCAAAGAAAAAAAUGCGUCCCCACUUUAGUUUUUAGCUAGGUUGUAUAAUUAUUAGCGCCCGUUGCAUAUAGUAGUAUAUAGCUUGCUUAUAGCAAAUUUCACCCCGUUUAUAAGCGCAUUAGUGAUAUUUUAAUUCUUAACUGCAUAGCUUUAAUAUUCUUUAACUAUUUUUGCUGAGUUAUGUGGCAAUUUCAGAAUAUGUUUUAGACUUACGGUUUACGAAGCCCGCGCAUGUGAUCACUUAUGUUUUAAAACAACCGGCGGAUUUAACGGAAAACAAUACUCUCGGGGCUCAAACACUGCUGCAUCAUCGCGCAUAUUAACAUUUUACGGAUCGCUCACGAGCUUUCUCGUGUUUCGCGUUCCUUCUUUACGGACUUGUGUGAAAUCAGCGGAUAAAAUUUUUUGUUGCGUGCAAGUUUCUGUUCAAUGUUAUGCCGGAUUUCAUGAAUAAUGAAUUAUUUUAAUUGAAAUAAAUUGAUUGUUUAUCAAGUGACAUCUCUCACAAACAUGCUCACUAGACAGAGAAUUGAAUCAUUCAUCUUUUCACAUAAUUCAUUUUUUUCUUGAUCGUGACAGAGAAAAGUAACAGACUGAAACGUGAGCAUGGUUCAAAAUAGGAAAAUAUACAGAAUUUUGAAAAUCAAAAAUAAAAGUUGUUCGAAUAGUGUUAUCGAAGUUUUUCGAUACAGAAUUAUUUCACCUUUCAGUCACAAUUUUUUUAAUCGGAAAAGGGUCUGAGAAAAGUUAUAGGUCAAGUUGUAUGGGGGAAAUGAAUUAUUUUGAAGAAAAUUUUUUAAAAAAUAUUCGAAAUGACCCAAAACACAUUUUCAAGAUAAUACUCAUUGGAUAGAGAAUAUUUUUAUUCAUCUUCAGCCAAAUUUUUGUUGGCCAGAAUAGAGUCCGAGCAAAGUUUUGGGCCAAACGUAUACAAGUUGUAGGAGGGAAAUUAUAAAUAAUUAAUAAAUGGAAAUAGAACUUUUUCACAAACGAAAAAAAAAUUGAAUCAAUAGAGUGCGAAGUCGAAAUUUUUACGCGAUAUACAUGAAAAGUCUCCACGAAGCGUUGUCACGUCACACAAUCAAUAAGUUGUAUUAAAUAGGAAUUUCACCGUAUUGCAAAAUAUAUACUAUUUUUUAUGUUUUGUAUUACUCUGAAUACUUCUCAUUUUCUUCUUAGAUCUCUCCUUCCCCUUCCAAAGGUCCAUCCUAUAGGGGAAUGUGGUCCUAACGCGACCGGUGAUCCUGAACAUAUCCCUCUUUGUAUCUCAAGAACGGUAAGGUGUCAUAACGCUGACAAUUUGAUAACAUGGUGACUUUUUUCUGGCUCUCUUCAUUCUAGCGUUUUAGCGCCAUUUUGCGUUUUCAUUGUUUCAAGAACAGAGAAGAAAUAUUGCAAAAUGAGUUCAAUGUUCUUUUAGAUUGUGAAAUAUUGCGAAACAAGGCAAUUGUAAUUGCUUAUGGUAUGUUCAUCAAAAUAAACUAUAUAAAUUGAAUCUACCUGUUAACUGUAAUACACGGUAUGCCGUUGUUUGGGAAAAUUCAGGUGGUUCUAAACCCACCUCCAAUUUUUACAUCGUGAUAGUUUAACACGUUCACUCUGGCGCUUGCCAUCAAUGGCUAGCACAAUCCUGGUUCAUCGAGUGGCGCUCACUACAGGGUGAACGCAUUUGAUUUUUCUAUCAGAAAUUUUUGAUAAACUCUUUGUAUGUAUCUGUGUGCAUGUGCGCGUACCUGUGCAAGGGCGUUUAUGUUUGCGUGUUGAAGAUGACUUUGACUUUGAUUUGGACGUUGACUUUGAUCGUUGACCGUCGACGUUUGCUUGUGCAUUUGGAUGUGUACUUUCUUUGUACAACUUUACACGCGUCGCUCUAAGGCUAUGUUCUUACCACUCAAAUAUUAUCUCCCUCUCGCUUGAAUCCUAGCUGCCUACUAUCAAACUUUAUUCUCUUUUUUCAUUCUACGCGUACCCAUGGGUAUAUUCCAACGCUACCAUUCACGAUCGUAUUGUGGAAUUUCAUGCCACUUUCGGUCUUUUAAGAUCCGCUUUUAACGAACCGGAAAUCACCAUCCUCGAUUUUAAAAUGACAUUGGAAUACGAUAUUCUACUUCCGCUGGUAAGACACCUGCAACAAAAUACCAAAAUCGUAGGGGGUUCCCAUAUUUUUUGUCAUUCAAUACUGUUACCAGGCAGCAAACCGGAAGUCGAAACAAGAAUUAAUUCUAUAUUGUGGAAUCUACGUUCAUCUAUUUGUUGACAAAACAUAGAAGAGAGUUCAUUUGUAUGUUUUGAACCGGUUUCAGUUCCGUUUCAAACAUUAAUGUUCAACAGUCCGUAACAAAGUCAGGUAUUGCUUCGUCACAAAAGUAUUUGACAGACAACAAGCCAAUCAAUCUAUAAAAUAUUCUCCAACUGAUGAUUUUUGUAGUGAAUUUUCUCAAUUUCACUAAAACAUCGUUCAAUUUUGUGUGUUUCAUACAUAAAAACGCAAAAAAAAAUGUUUGUAUUGAGUCAAAACUUUACCACGUCACGCUGGAAUGGAUCGUAUA
Molecule: messenger RNA, 10486 nt
Organism: Toxorhynchites rutilus septentrionalis
Lineage: Eukaryota; Metazoa; Arthropoda; Insecta; Diptera; Culicidae
Gene: shn
Exons: 7
Coding region: 387-7817 (2476 amino acids)
Biological process (GO): regulation of transcription by RNA polymerase II
Cellular component (GO): nucleus
Molecular function (GO): RNA polymerase II cis-regulatory region sequence-specific DNA binding; DNA-binding transcription factor activity, RNA polymerase II-specific; zinc ion binding
Source: RefSeq, a predicted model, not a curated record